Messenger RNA from Arxiozyma heterogenica, 459 nucleotides. RefSeq lists its product as uncharacterized. The transcript has a single exon. The record is from RefSeq and is a predicted model, not a curated record. Bases 1 to 459 code for a protein of 152 amino acids. Lineage: Eukaryota; Fungi; Ascomycota; Saccharomycetes; Saccharomycetales; Saccharomycetaceae.
AUGUUGAUGAAUAAACAACAAUUUUUUGGAAUAUAUCUGGUAUAUAACAGCUUUAGGAAGGAGUAUAAGUAUUUUUUUUAUUUGCAUGCGAUUUCAUUAUAUUUGAGAAGCAAAACGUUUACUAUGAUAAAAACUCAAAUAAUCAUUUACGAAAAUAUGGAUUAUUAUCUUCUACAUUCAAUAAGUAAAGAUUGCCAAGUAUUAACAAAAAAACUGACACAGCACGAUCAACAGGAGAAGAAUAAUCAGCUCUUUGGCAUACUACGAUUGUAUGUUUUCUGUCCAUAUAAUGGCUGUCUGGAUAAUAAUGAACCCAUAAUCAUGCAUAUUACUCUACUCGUAACAUGGAGUAUCCACAUGGAUACGAUAGUGUGUGUCAGAAUACUUAUGAACAUUCUUUCUUCUGAUCCUACAAAAGUUGAGGCAGUUUACAGUACUGCUACCAAAUGCAUUCUUUAA